Molecule: messenger RNA, 1126 nt
Organism: Antrostomus carolinensis (chuck-will's-widow)
Lineage: Eukaryota; Metazoa; Chordata; Aves; Caprimulgiformes; Caprimulgidae
Gene: AHSA1
Product: activator of HSP90 ATPase activity 1
Exons: 8
Coding region: 327-890 (187 amino acids)
Source: RefSeq, a predicted model, not a curated record
GGACGGAGCGGGAUGCCUCCAACUGGUCCACGGAGCGGCUGAAAGCUCUUCUGCUGCCCGUGCGGGUGGAGGGCGAGGAGGGGGCCUGCGAGGUGACAGAGGUCAGCAAGCUGGACGGAGAGGCCUCCAUCAACAACCGCAAAGGGAAACUUAUCUUCUUCUACGAGUGGGCCAUCAAGCUGGCAUGGACUGGCACCUCAAAGACGGGAGUGAAAUACAAAGGUUAUGUGGAGAUUCCUAAUCUCUCAGAUGAAAAUGACAUUGAUGAAGUUGAGAUCCAUGUCAGCCUUGCUAAAGAUGAGCCUGACACUAACUUGAAGACCCUGAUGAAGCAAGAGGAAUUCACCCAGGGCAUGAUUUUGCCCACAGUGAAUGGUGAACAUAUGGAAACAACACCUCAGGUGGCUCCUAAAGCAGAAGACCGCAAGACGGCUGCUAGCAGCAGUACUGCCUCAUCACAGUCCAAAUCUGUAGGAGUCAAGAUCCCUACAUGCAAGAUCAGCUUAAAGGACACAUUCUUAACAUCUCCUGAGGAGCUCUACCGGGUAUUUGUUACCCAGGAGAUGGUCCAAGCUUUCACCCACGCACAAGCUGCCUUGGAAGCUGAUAAAGGAGGCAAGUUUCAGUUGCUGGAUGGCAGUGUCACAGGAGAGUUUGUUGACCUAGUCCCUGAGAAGCAACUUGUUAUGAAAUGGAGAUUUAAAUCUUGGCCAGCUGGGCACUUUGCAACAAUUACCCUGAACUUCACUGACAAAGGUGGUGAGACAGAGGUGUGCUUGGAAGGCAAGGGCGUUCCUGCCAGUGAGGAGGAAAGAACAAAGCAAGGCUGGCAGCGCUACUACUUUGAGGGCAUUAAACAGACAUUUGGCUAUGGCGCCCGCUUGUUUUAAUACUGGUUGCUGGGAAGGCUCUGCCUGAAGACUCUGCCACGUGGACUGAUAAAUUUCUCACCUGUCCCUUUCUAAUCUUGGCCCUGCUGCUGAGUAAAGUGGGAUGACAGGUGAUGAGGAGGGCCAUUGAGCAGCACCACUUUCAGUCCUUCACUGCUUUAUGCAUGUCUCGUGCUGCAGGGGAUUCUUACAUGUACAUACUUCUAUUACUAAAUAAACCUAACUUAAAAAAAAAC